This is a messenger RNA of Xiphophorus maculatus (southern platyfish), 2357 nucleotides long. RefSeq names its product RasGEF domain family member 1B (gene rasgef1ba). Gene Ontology annotation, cellular component: plasma membrane. Gene Ontology annotation, biological process: Ras protein signal transduction; positive regulation of GTPase activity. Lineage: Eukaryota; Metazoa; Chordata; Actinopteri; Cyprinodontiformes; Poeciliidae. Gene Ontology annotation, molecular function: guanyl-nucleotide exchange factor activity. The record is from RefSeq and is a predicted model, not a curated record. The transcript has 14 exons. Bases 291 to 1715 code for a protein of 474 amino acids.
UUGGAAAAGGCAGCGGACAAACACAACUUGCGGAGGUUUUACCAUUUGAUGCUUCUGGACUUUUCCCGGCUCUCCUGAUCAUUUUUCUGAAUUUUAACCAGGAAUAAACAUUUUUUUACUCUCGCUGCAUUAAGUGAACGAUGCUGCAGUGAGAGAGCGGAGCGGUUUAUUCUCAUGUAAAAAAAAAAAAAAAAAAAGUGCUGCAAGCUGAGGAUUUGUUUUUAGCCGUUUUUCUGUUGUGGGGGAAAGAAAACCUCAGACCUGGUCGGUUCCUGCUCAUUAAGGACAACAUGCCGCAGACACCACCUUUCAAGGGGCAGCUGAACACCGGUGGCUACAACAACAAUUUGUACGACGAGUCCAAGGAGGAAGUCUACCCCGGCCUUUAUUAUCAUGACAACAACCUGGCGUCUGGCUCCCUGGAGGCCCUCAUUCACCACCUGGUGCCAACUGUGGACUAUUAUCCAGACAGGACGUAUGUCUUUACCUUCCUGCUCAGUUCUCGCCUCUUCAUCCACCCGUAUGAACUUAUGUCCAAAGUGUGCCACCUGUGCGUGGAGCAGCAGCGACUCAGUGAUCCUCAAGCGGAUAAGCUGAGACUCCGAAAGAUCACUCCAAAGAUUCUGCAGCUGCUGACGGAAUGGACGGAAACGUUUCCCUAUGACUUCAGGGAUGAGCGGAUGAUGCGCAGCCUGAAGGAGCUGACCCACCGGCUCGCCAGCGGAGACGAGGUGUACAAGAAGGCGGUGGGGCAGAUGAGCCAGGGUCUGAUCAGGAGGUUGACGGUGCUCAGCCAGUACGAGGAGGCGCUGGUGAAGGUCAACGCCACGGCGGCAGAGCGGCUGACGGCUCUGAAGGCCAAACCCCAAGCAGCGACCCAAAGAGACUUGCUCUCCAUUUGCAACGACCCCUUCACUGUCGCCCAGCAGCUCACACACAUAGAGCUGGAGAGACUGAGUUACAUCGGACCUGAAGAGUUUGUUCAGGCUUUCGUCCAUAAAGACCCUCUGGACAAUGACAAGAGCUGCUUCAGUGAUCGCAAGAAGGCCAGCAACCUGGAAGCCUACGUCGACUGGUUCAACAGACUGAGUUAUCUGGUCGCCACAGAGAUUUGUUUGCCUGUGAAGAAGAAGCACCGAGCUCGAGUCAUCGAGUUCUUCAUCGACGUGGCACGUGAAUGCUUCAACAUCGGCAACUUUAACUCCCUCAUGGCCAUCAUAUCUGGGAUGAACAUGAGCCCCGUGUCCCGACUGAAGAAAACCUGGAGUAAAGUCAAAACGGCCAAGUUUGACAUCUUAGAGCAUCAAAUGGAUCCUUCAAGCAACUUCUACAACUACAGAACAGCACUGAGAGGCGCCAUGCAGAGGUCCAUCACAGCCAACAGCAGCAGAGAGAAGAUCGUCAUCCCGUUCUUCAGCCUGUUCAUUAAAGACAUCUACUUUCUCAACGAGGGAUGCGCCAGCCGGCUGCAGAACGGCCUCAUCAAUUUUGAGAAAUUCUGGGAACUCGCCAAACAAGUGAGUGAGUUCAUGACCUGGAAGCAAGUGGAGUGUCCGUUUGAGAAGGACCGCAAGAUCCUGCAGUACCUGCUGACCGCGCCUGUGUUUACUGAAGAUGCUCUGUGUCUGGCAUCGUACGAGAGCGAAGGUCCUGAGAACAACAUGGAGAAGGACAGAUGGAAGUCUCUGAGAUCCACUCUGCUGAGCAGAGUUUAAAGCUGAAGGAAGACAAACCCAACAGGCGGGACGCACCCUGUCCACUCUGCUGUUGUCCAAGCAAAGUAUCCCAAUCUCUGAAGGGAAACGACAAUCUCUCCUCAGACUGUGGAGGACUUUGAAUGUUCCCCUCCCCAGCACUGAGCUGUGCUUAUGACCCUGCGUCCUCCAUGCUGUAUAUUUGAAGACAGCUGUUUUUCAUCUCUUUGUAUGACUUUAUAGUCGUUUUGUUAAAGAUACACUACAGACCUUCAGGGUGAAAAAGAAGGUUGAUCUUUCUGUGUGCAGGUGUUGGGGCUUGUUGCGCCCCCUGCUGUUUUAAUACUUUUAAUAUUGCGUUAGCUGCUGGUCAGCUAGCAACACAGAUAUGCUACACACCUUCUGGUUCCUGAUGCCAGCAUUCUCUGAACAGAGAAGCCAAACCUUAAUGCUGUAGUUCACUAAGACAGCAUUUUGUCCAGUUGUCCAGUCCAACUUUCCCACAUCCCAUAACUUUUGAUUAGUGACUCUAACAGUGGUUGUGUUUCCAUUAAAAUGUGCGCAAAACGUAAUAUUAACAUUAUGCUGAUGUUGAAAUAAAAAUUCGCAAGUUUCUAUUAAAUAAGAAACGCAAUUAAAAUCCCACAUGAAUAAGCUUGUUCA